GAACGACAUGGGCUGCGUGCAAAGGCUCCACCAAGAUCGAGUGCCGGACGAAGGGCCAGUGCAUCAGAAUGGAACACGUCUGUAACGGAGGACGAGACUGUACCGACAACUCCGACGAGGAUCCCGACCUGUGCAAGAUAUGGAAAUUCAAAACGGAUUCCUGCUCUAACUCACGAGUGUCUUGCAAAGGAAGUUGCUACAGUUUCUCGCGUUUCUGCAACAGAAAGGAGUGUUCUUCCAAGAUGCAUCCGAGAGUUUGCCAGAUGGUGAAGGAGAAGAAAUUCAACAUAGCAACGGAAGCAGAACCAGCAUACACACCCGCACCGUUGCAAAUGAUGUCUAUGAUAAGCGAGGUGGAACACAUCGCUGAACAAGCCGUGAACACAACACAAGUUGAAGAAGAUCCACUUUCUUGUCCCAAUCUGUACACGCGAGUCGGUGAUCGCUGUCUGUCUCUCUUCUCAAUUGCAAAGGUCCCGUGGCCAGAAUCGAGGCAGUUUUGCAGGUCAAUUUACGGUGACCUCGUGACCUUCGAUGACGUCCAGAGCUUCGCCGACUUGCUCCAAUAUAUGGCAGAAAAGGAGCUGACAACUGACUUCUGGAUCGGUGGCAGGUUUGAGUCGGGAGUGUCAGCGUGGGCGUGGGUGGGCGCCGACAAGCCCAUGCCUCUGGGUUCUCCGUUCUGGGCUCUAAGGCACAGCAGCGCGUGUGUCCCUCGUCCUCCUCCUCAAACCGACCCCUUCAGUGCCCCUCGGAACGCCACGCCGGGAGCACUGUGCUCUCACUACCUGCAGGCGCCGAAGGAACGCGCGCAGGGAUGGUGCAGUGUCAUGUCAUACGAACACCACUACUACAUAAGUGACGAGGAAUGCCAAAACACCCACAGUCCUCUGUGUGUGUUGAAACGGGGAUCUGACAGUCUCUGAAAUGGGGACUGACUCAUGUCCUCAUUAUGGGGUGGUCAUUAAAGAAAAAAUAAUGAGAAGGGCGGAAAUUAAUUAUGGUAAUGAUGGAGAUUGAAUCGUGGGAGAGGAAGAUGGAGUAAGGUUUAAGAAAAGAA
Molecule: messenger RNA, 1060 nt
Organism: Penaeus vannamei (Pacific white shrimp)
Lineage: Eukaryota; Metazoa; Arthropoda; Malacostraca; Decapoda; Penaeidae
Source: RefSeq, a predicted model, not a curated record